Sipha flava (yellow sugarcane aphid) is the source of this 1448-nucleotide messenger RNA. RefSeq names its product calmodulin-lysine N-methyltransferase-like. Gene Ontology annotation, cellular component: nucleus; cytoplasm; precatalytic spliceosome. The coding region runs from base 293 to 1132 and encodes 279 amino acids. Gene Ontology annotation, biological process: mRNA splicing, via spliceosome. The record is from RefSeq and is a predicted model, not a curated record. Lineage: Eukaryota; Metazoa; Arthropoda; Insecta; Hemiptera; Aphididae. Gene Ontology annotation, molecular function: zinc ion binding; protein binding; RNA binding. The transcript has 3 exons.
UCCAUACGUUCCGAACGGUCAGUGGUUUCUACUCCGAGAUAGUAAUUAUUAUUUUUUUUUUUUAUCCGACCAGUGGAUUUUUAUUUAUUUUUUUUUUUAACGUUUGUUUUAAAACGCUCCCGUUCGCGUAAACGCGUACCGUUCGAACGCUGACCAUGUAAGACGUCGAAACGCUUUUCGCCCGCCAGUUGCCAAACGUACGUAAACACCAAAAAUGACAUUUUCUGUGAUAUAUCUAGUCAAAAAAAUAAACCAUUAAUUUAAGUGAAAACUAAUAAUAAUAUGUUGAAUAAUGAAUGCUAAAGAACGGGCACGUAAUAGAUGGAAAUUAUUAGCAAAUACAGUCAGUAAAAAAUGUCAAGACCAAAUAUUUGCAGCACAAAUAAGCUAUGAUCUCUUUAAUAUUGAAUGUAUCAGUACUGAAUGGUAUAAAUAUUCUGCUUGUGUUCAAAGCAAUAAUUUCUCAGCUAAUGUAUGUCGAUCUCCCAUAAUUAUCACACCCGAAGAACUCAUGGGUUUUAACAAUACCGGCAAUGUUCGAAUAUGGCCAUCCGAAGAGGUAUUAGCUUAUUAUGUUCUAUCAAACCUGGAUUUAUUCAGAGAUAAGACUGUACUGGAGCUGGGUGGCGGUAUGAGCUGUUUGGCUGGUAUAAUGGCAGCUCUAUAUGGUUUUUGUAGUGAUGUUCAUUUGACUGAUGGCAAUCCGAAUUCUGUAUACAAUGUUGAACGUAUACUUAAGAAAAAUGUGUUCUCAACAAAAGUUACCUGUUCGGUGUUGAAAUGGGACCAAAGACCUGCAAACUUAUGUCAUUAUGAUGUGAUACUAGCAGCUGACUGUCUAUUUUUUGAUGAAGCUCGUGAUGAUUUGGUGCAUACUAUUGCAUCAUCAUUAGCAUUUGAUGGAAUUGCAUUGGUUGCGGCACCAAAACGAGGAACUACAUUGUACGAGUUCAUUAACAUGGCGCAGCAAGAGGGUUUAGUCUGCACUGUGCAACAAAACUACAACGCUCUUGUAUGGGAGCGUCAUUCUAAACAGGUUCUCUUUAACUCUUUGUAUGAUACUGAUUCACAUUUUCCAUUGUUGAUAAGUAUUACCAAAACGACCAAAAUUAUUGAUUGCCAAUUUCAAUAAAACAAGUAGGAAAACAUUAUAGCGUACAACCAAUUUUAAAAUAUUUUAUUUGAUUAUCCAAUAUUGAGGGUAGAUUAAUAGUUUCCUUUUUAUUAUAAGUAGUGUUAAAAAUUAUGAAAAUUACCUAUUACAGGGAAUCAAUGUGUUUAUGUAGAUUCCUAUUUUUAUUCAAGUAUACAUUUAAUCCAUCAGCUAUGUUUCAGUAUUUGAUAAACAAUAAUAUGUUUACUCCUAUUCUUUAAAAUCACGAGUUAUAUAUAAAUGUUAUAUAUCUUUAAAUUUUGAUUUCCAAUUAUUGAUCAUGUGUUAACUAAAU